Messenger RNA from Drosophila suzukii, 2385 nucleotides. RefSeq names its product protein psiL. The record is from RefSeq and is a predicted model, not a curated record. Lineage: Eukaryota; Metazoa; Arthropoda; Insecta; Diptera; Drosophilidae.
AGGGGUGGAAGGCAGCAGUCGAGGGACCCUUGACCCACACAUAUGAUUCGCUCCCGACAUUCCUGCAACAAAUGCGAGCUCCUGAAUUAUUGAUGAUGUGAACCUUUCGGUGGAACCGAUGGGACACUACGAUAAUGGGGUCAAGGCACAGAGCACAUUAUGGUUAUGACAUUUUUAGUCAUUAUGCAUAUGCCGGAAUUAAAUCGCGGUAACCAUACAACCGUGGUUGGGAAUGGUUCAAUCCACAAAGAAAUAUAUGAAGAAAUCAUAUAAACCCUUAUUUCCAAUCUAAAUUAUUGCUUUUUUUUAAAAGAGAAUUCCUAAAAAUUUCACAAAAAAAUAUUAGAAUUUACAAAUUUUACUGAUGGCACUCUCUAUUUUUGACAAUAUUGUACUUUUAAGAAUUUCGUUGUUCAGUAAACCUUAAGUUAAGAUCGAUCAUUUCAUAUAAAGAUCCAAAAAUAGCAUUUUCUUUUAAAAAUAUUUUGUUAAAUAAGUAAAUACUUAUGUAAAUACAUGUGAUUAAAGUAUAAUGUUGAAAGUUGGGUUUUUUAUAUUAAAAGCUUAUCCUUAUCAACAUUUUAACUAUAUCAAUUCUUUGUUGUACAGUCUGAUAACUCAUAAACAGAUUAUGGAUUUCAAUAGCAAUCAAAGGUAGACUGUCAAGUUUACAUUCUUUAUGAGCCGUCGAAAUGCUUAGACUGAAGGAACGUCGUCACUUGUUUCUGCACCAUGUGCUCAUCCUUCUCGUAAUCCUUCUGCUAACAGGCCGCAGUUUGGCCAUAGUUUGCUAUCACUGCGAUUCCAUUGCCCUGCCUGAAUGUUCCCAGACCCUUGGAGAGGUGGGGCUUCUUCCUUACAAGGAGUGUCCCACUGAACUGUCGUGUCGUGUGUCUAUUGUGGACUCUAUCACAUAUCGCGGCUGCGGAGCAGAAACCCCCAUUACCGGAUCGACCUACACAAAGUCUUGCACCGCAAACCUGUGUAAUGGUGGUGUCUAUCCUCCAGGACGACUCAAAUGUCAUCACUGCGCUGGACAGGAAUGCGUGGCAGCGCCGGGGGCAAAACCCAAGCCCUGUCGCUAUCACUUCGAAGAGGAUCAGUGCUACACGGAUGUUUUAAGUUCUUCUGAAGCUUACAGGGGCUGUGUUUCCGAGCAGAAUCACACGCUGUCCAGUGCAGCAAAGCUGUGUGACAUCAAUGGCUGCAAUGAGGAUCAGGGAGCUUGGACACAAGUCUGCGCCACCUGCGAUUCUGCAGAAGGCAGGGGCUGCAAAAUGGAUCUCUUUCAGAUCAACACCGGCAGGUGUAACGUGACGUUGUACGAGGAAUGCCAACAAGAAGUGCUAUUGGGCGAGCAAGAGGACAAGUACUGCUUCAGUUUCCGAAAACUAAGCCGGGUGGUCAGAGGCUGCUCCACAAAAAUGCCAGCAGAUCUGGUACCGUUCUUGGAGGAACUGGAAAAGUGUAGAACCAGUGACAACUGCAAUGCAGGUUGCAUUACCCGGCAGAGAUGUUUAGACUGUAACUCCCUGGAUCAGGAACUUUGCAGGACGAAUGUUACCGCUAUAAGUGCCAGCACUUGUGGCUCCGCUGAGGCCUCCUCCUGCUUCUCAUGUGAGUAUUCCAACUGGAGCUUGCAAAGAGGCUGUGGAGCACCACCCACUAAUCCCGAUGUCGUCAAGUGCUACGAGUGCGAUGAAGAAGGUGGAUGCAAUAAUAAGGAUUUCACCCGCUGCUACCAAUGCAGCACGGAUCAAGCGGGAGCAGGCUGUGCGAAUUGGGAAAGACCAGGUGAAAUAUUCAUCGAGGAAUGCGUUGAGCCAGCCACAUCGUGUAUGGUGGUUUCCUUUAACAACGGCACCACUGCAAGAGGCUGUCAAAAACCGGAUCUCAGCUGUACAUCCGCCAAUGUGGCCAAUUGUCUUCCCUGCCAGGGAAGCUUUUGUAACAAAGGAGCCUUUCCGGAGGAGCGCCUCUGGUGCCACCAGUGUACAGGGGUAGGGGAUUGUGAGGAGAUCUCCAGGGGGCAAACUGCUCUUCCUUGUCCUGUUCAAGCAAAUGAACCAGAAGAUCAAAAAGUGGCAUGCUUGGAGUACUUUGACACCCACACUAAGCAGGUUGUGAGAGGAUGUCGAUCCAAUUCGGAGCUGUACUAUGAAUGCCUCUUAAGGAGUAACCAACAUGAUAGUUGUCGCAUUUGUCACAGUCAGGCCUGCAAUAAUAGUACUGGAAAGGAGUUGAGAGCGAGUUAUGAGCUAGAGACCAAGGCAAUGGCAUUGCUGGAAGCCAGAAGUUCUUCAAAAUCUUUAGAGUAUACUAAAGUGGGUUUAGGAAUUUGCUUGUUCCUAAGCGUACGUAACUUGUAGGAUCAGAUCCUAUAUA